UGUCUGCGCCCAUGACAGCAUGAUCUGAAUCCGGUUCUAUAUAGAAUAUCGGAUUUUAAAACAGAAUACGUUUCCUGAAAUAAUCGAAUCUAGAUGUCAGAAGCAAUAGAAAAUGCUUUAGAACAAUCACCGAAAACUAAACGAACUCUUACGAAGACAGGAGCUGUGAUACUCGGUGUUUCUGGUGCAUGUUUUGUCGGUAUUUAUGCUGUGGCGGCACCAUUUCUCACACCUGCAUUACGGAAGGUGUGUUUACCUUUUGUUCCAGCGACAACAGACCAAGUCAAGAAUGUUUUCACAGUUUUGAAAGGACGAUCUGGCACACUAAUUGAUAUAGGCAGUGGCGAUGGGAGAAUAGUGAUCGAGGCAGCUAAGCAAGGUUUCAAUGCUUAUGGAGUCGAACUCAACUACUGGCUAGUUCUGUAUUCUCGAUGGACAGCAUGGAGACAUGGGGUCAGUGGCACAGCACACUUCUUCAGGAAGGACCUCUGGAAGACUGAUCUGUCAAAGUACAACAAUGUGGUUGUGUUCGGUGUGGAGAAGAUGAUGCCCCCACUAGAGGCGAAGCUAAAGACGGACCUGUGUAAAGAUGGACAUAUUGUGGCAUGCCGGUUUCCGUUCCACACAUGGGAGGCCAGCAGAACAGAGGGUACAGGUGUGGAUACAGUGUGGAUGUACAAGCACUAAGACCUGUCUGACUACAUGUACACCUUCUACCUGCACUUCAGCAUGUCUGGACCUACGUGGGGCAUCUAAUGGGUGUGUGAAUAUAUCAGCACCAGAGUGAAUGAGUUAGUUAGGAUUUACGCCGUUUUAUGUAAUAUUCCAUCACAGCAGGGAACACCAGAAACGUGCCUCAAACAUUGUAGCCAUUUGGGGAAGUUCAACCCAGGCUUUUGACGUGACGAGCAUACGCCUUAACCACUCAGCUACCCCACUGUCCCUUUAACCACUGGAACCCGUCUGAUUGGACAAUUGCCAAUUGAACAUUAAAGUCUCAGAAUUUUUUUCAACUAAGGAUAAAAGUUGUUUAACAAACGAUCAUUGGUUUGUAUUACUGGGAGUAUGCACUUUAAUGAAACCCCGUGAACAAGAAGGGUUGGUUUCUACAGUAGUCUAAGUUAACGCUCAUCAUGCACCGCACAUGCAUUUGGGAAUCGAACCCAGGUCUUCAGCAUGACAAGCGAAUACUUUAACCACUAGUCUACCCAACCGCCCCUCUGAAUAUGUAGAAAAACAUCACUAAAACCAUGAUAACAGUCUACCGUACAUACACAUUUACACAUACACAAACCCAUAAUUACAUGAAUGUUGAUCUAUGAGAAGAUAAAGGAGCUACUGGCA
Molecule: messenger RNA, 1344 nt
Organism: Haliotis rubra (blacklip abalone)
Lineage: Eukaryota; Metazoa; Mollusca; Gastropoda; Lepetellida; Haliotidae
Product: ATP synthase subunit C lysine N-methyltransferase-like
Exons: 4
Coding region: 94-687 (197 amino acids)
Biological process (GO): regulation of mitochondrial ATP synthesis coupled proton transport; positive regulation of proton-transporting ATP synthase activity, rotational mechanism; peptidyl-lysine trimethylation
Cellular component (GO): mitochondrion
Molecular function (GO): protein-lysine N-methyltransferase activity
Source: RefSeq, a predicted model, not a curated record